AUAUCACUUUUUUGUAGAAGAAUCUAACAAGCCUCACACUUUUGCACAGUAUGUAGUCAACGUUACAUGCUUUUAGAUAUAGUGCCCCUAACUUUUUUUCUUGACAGACACAUGUGCUAGGAAUUAGUCCAACUGUCCUGACAAGUUGUGGACGGGGUGGCACAUCAUCUUCUGCCAUGGUAAAAGAUCUGGCGGUGGCAGUGUUUGGGAGAGACACGUUGGCCACACAUGGGCUGUCUGGAAGAGCUGGCAAUGCUAACAAAGACGCUAUAGCAAAGCCAGCUCUUGACCAGGACAAAGUUGUGCAGAUCCUAGACACAGUACAGAAAAAAUUUCCGGAUGUUCCAAAAAAGUUCAUCAGGGCAGCACUAAGAGAGAAGUUGAAUGAUGAGCACAAGUUACGAGUAAGGAAAACAGUGUAGAGGCUUCAUUUGACUGAUAGAGCAACAUUUGGCUGCAUGCAUGUGAAUUGGACUCCGCUUCUCUCUGCUCUGC
Molecule: messenger RNA, 495 nt
Organism: Xyrauchen texanus (razorback sucker)
Lineage: Eukaryota; Metazoa; Chordata; Actinopteri; Cypriniformes; Catostomidae
Product: BEN domain-containing protein 6-like
Exons: 3
Coding region: 177-422 (81 amino acids)
Biological process (GO): negative regulation of Notch signaling pathway; positive regulation of neuron differentiation
Cellular component (GO): nucleus
Molecular function (GO): ubiquitin binding; transcription corepressor activity; DNA binding
Source: RefSeq, a predicted model, not a curated record